CCAACAACCUACCUCUCACGCGAUACCGCAACAACACCACCCACACACCACACAAUGCCGCCCCCACGAAUACGACCGUCCUCGCUCUUCUUCAGCGCCAAAUCACCGCGCGCCCACACCGCCUCCUUCCGUCAACACCUCCGCCCGCAACGCACCCAGACCCUCUCCACGCUCCUCUCCCGCCUGCGCCUCCAGCUCCAGCCCUCCGGCAACUACACCCCCGCCCUAGCUACCUUCCGCAUCGCCAAAACCACCGCCAAAAUCUUCCUCGCCAUACACCUCGUCUUCACCUACAUCGGCAUGGUCGGCCCCACGCACGGCAUCUCCAUGGUGCCCACGAUCCCGCACUCCUACCGCUCGACCCCCAUGAUCCUGGUCUCGCACCUGCACCGCCGCGGCCGCAACAUUGCCGUGGGCGACGUCGUCACCUUCGACACGCCCGGGCACAAGGACACCAGAGGCUGCAAGCGCGUCGUCGGGAUGCCCGGCGAUUUCGUCGCUGUGCUGUCAGGAGGCAAGGGAAACGGGGAUCUGGGGAAGCGGGACGAUGAGGGGGAUUGGGCGAACGUGAAGGAGGAGGUUGUCAGGGUGCCCGAGGGGCACGUGUGGCUUGCGGGGGAUAAUCUGGAUUGGAGUAGGGAUAGUAGAGUGUUUGGGGCGGUGCCGCUAAAUGUGGUGAAGGGGAAAGUGCUCGCGGUGGUGUGGCCGUUGGAUGCGGCGAAAUGGUUGGGUGGGGAGGAGGGGUUGAGGGAUGUGAGCGAGGGCGCGCAUGAGCCGCUUGUGACGAGGUGAGGGGUGAGGAAAAAAGACGAAAUGAUCGCAAGGACGCGUUGUAUUAUACAGUGUUGCGGUGUACUUGUAGGAUCAGGGCGAUGGGAGAAUGCACAAAGAGCCAAUGCGCUGGAGAAGGAGCGAUGGAAACGAAGCGUGCCCGUUUGUGAGCACCGAAGGGUGUGUAGGAUAUUGAGGACUGUCUUAGUCGGGCACUACUAACUAUUUGAGUAUCACUAGGAGACAUAGCAUGGGGCUCAAUUUAGAGACAGUAGCAAUUGGCACUAUGGGUAUCUCGUCUAAAACAUAGGAAAACCAACACAUUCUCUAAUC
Molecule: messenger RNA, 1104 nt
Organism: Paraphaeosphaeria sporulosa
Lineage: Eukaryota; Fungi; Ascomycota; Dothideomycetes; Pleosporales; Didymosphaeriaceae
Product: LexA/Signal peptidase
Exons: 1
Coding region: 55-792 (245 amino acids)
Cellular component (GO): mitochondrial inner membrane peptidase complex; membrane
Molecular function (GO): serine-type endopeptidase activity
Source: RefSeq, a predicted model, not a curated record